This is a messenger RNA of Herpailurus yagouaroundi (jaguarundi), 4106 nucleotides long. RefSeq names its product protein phosphatase 1 regulatory subunit 21 (gene PPP1R21). The record is from RefSeq and is a predicted model, not a curated record. Gene Ontology annotation, cellular component: membrane; early endosome. The coding region runs from base 52 to 2394 and encodes 780 amino acids. The transcript is spliced from 22 exons. NCBI's taxonomy places the organism in Eukaryota, Metazoa, Chordata, Mammalia, Carnivora, Felidae.
GGCGGGGCUGAGCGGCCUGGGCAGCCAGGCCCGGACGGGGCGGGGGAGGCCAUGGCCUCCGCAGAGUUGCAGGGGAAGUACCAGAAGCUGGCUCAGGAGUACUCGAAGCUUCGGGCUCAGAAUCAGGUCCUGAAAAAAGGUGUUGUGGAUGAACAAGCGAAUUCUGCUGCUUUAAAGGAACAACUGAAAAUGAAGGAUCAGUCAUUGAGAAAACUGCAGCAAGAAAUGGACAGUUUGACAUUUCGAAAUCUGCAGCUUGCCAAGAGGGUAGAACUACUUCAAGAUGAAUUGGCUGUAAGUGAACCCCGAGGCAAGAAAAACAAGAAAAGUGGAGAAUCUUCUUCUCAGUUGAGUCAAGAGCAGAAGAGUGUCUUUGAUGAAGAUCUACAAAAGAAGAUAGAAGAGAAUGAACGGUUACAUAUACAAUUUUUUGAAGCUGAUGAGCAGCACAAGCAUGUGGAAGCAGAGCUGAGGAGUCGACUGGCCACCCUGGAGAUGGAGGCGGCCCAGCACCAAGCCGUGGUUGAUGGCCUGACGCGGAAGUACAUGGAAACGAUCGAGAAACUGCAGAAUGACAAGGCCAAACUAGAAGUAAAAUCUCAGACUCUAGAAAAGGAGGCCAAGGAAUGUCGGCUUCGAACAGAAGAAUGUCAAUUACAGUUAAAGAACCUUCAUGAAGAUUUGUCAGGUAGAUUAGAGGAGUCCUUAUCAAUCAUCAGUGAAAAAGUACCUUUUAAUGAUACAAAAUAUAGUCAGUAUAACGCUCUGAACGUUCCACUCCACAAUAGGAGACAUCAGCUGAAGAUGCGGGACAUUGCUGGGCAGGCCCUGGCUUUUGUUCAAGAUCUUGUGACGGCUCUACUGAACUUUCACACCUAUACAGAACAGAGGAUUCAGAUUUUUCCUAUUGAUUCUGCCAUUGACACUAUAUCUCCGUUGAAUCAGAAGUUCUCACAGUACCUUCAUGAAAAUGCGUCCUACGUCCGCCCUCUUGAGGAAGGAAUGCUUCAUUUAUUUGAAAGUAUUACUGAGGAUACUGUGACUGUCCUGGAGACUACUGUGAAAUUGAAAACUUUUUCAGAGCACUUAACCUCUUACAUAUGUUUUCUUAGGAAGAUUCUUCCUUAUCAGUUAAAAAGUUUAGAAGAAGAAUGUGAAUCUUCUCUUUGCACAUCUGCGUUGAGAGCCAGGAACCUAGAGCUGUCUCAGGACAUGAGAAAAAUGACAGCUGUGUUUGAGAAGCUGCAGACUUACGUCGGUCUUCUCGCCUUGCCAAGUACAGAGCCAGAUGGACUCCUUCGGACGAACUAUAGUUCUGUCUUAACAAAUGUUGGUGCUGCUCUGCAUGGAUUUCAUGAUGUCAUGAAAGAUAUCUCUAAACAUUACAAUCAGAAAGCUACAAUAGAGCAUGAACUUCCAACAGCAACACAGAAGCUCAUUACAACUAAUGACUGUAUCCUGUCCUCAGUAGUAGCAUUAACAAAUGGAGCAGGAAAGAUUGCAUCUUUCUUCAGCAACAAUGUGGACUACUUCAUUGCUUCUCUGAGCUACGGGCCUAAGGCAGCGAGUGGCUUCAUUAGUCCUCUUUCAGCUGAGUGCAUGCUGCAAUACAAGAAAAAAGCUGCCGCCUAUAUGAAGGCUCUGAGAAAGCCCCUCUUGGAGUCUGUGCCUUACGAAGAAGCUCUGGCAAACCGCCGGGUCCUUCUCAGCUCUACUGAAAGUCGAGAAGGCCUUGCACAACAGGUUCAGCAGAGUCUGGAAAAGAUUUCUAAACUGGAGCAGGAAAAAGAGCAUUGGAUGUUGGAAGCACAGUUAGCCAAAAUCAAGCUGGAGAAAGAAAACCAGCGAAUUGCAGAUAAGCUGAAGAGUACAAGCAUCGGGCAGGGGGUUGGGCCAGCCCAGGAAAAUCCCACUGGGAUGAAUGCAGGCGGCCAGGAAGAAGCCUCAACCAAGGCUGUGCUGGAGCCUAUUCACAGCACCAGUCUGAUUGGGAUUUUAACCAGGACAUCUGACAAUGAGGUUCCAGAUGUGGAGUCUCGUGAAGACUUAAUUAAAAAUCACUACAUGGCAAGGAUAGUGGAGCUGACAUCUCAACUGCAGCUGGCUGACAGCAAGUCAGUGCAUUUUUACGCUGAGUGCCGAGCACUCUCUAAGAGACUGGCCUUGGCCGAAAAGUCUAAAGAGGCACUGACGGAAGAGAUGAAAGUAGCUGGUCAGAACAUCAGCAGACUUCAGGAUGAGCUGACAACUACCAAGAGGAGUUAUGAGGAUCAGUUAAGUAUGAUGAGUGACCACCUGUGCAGCAUGAACGAGACAUUAUCUAAACAGAGAGAAGAGAUUGACACGCUGAAGAUGUCCAGUAAGGGAAAUUCUAAAAAGAACAAGAGCCGAUAGUUUACACAUAGAUGGUUGGCGACUUCCUUCCAAAGCUGCUACUUUUGCGUGGAGCUGCAGGACCCAGACUGCUUGUCCAGUGUCCAGUGCCCAGUGCUGGCCACCUUCAGGGAGCUGGGCUGCUUUUGGACCUAGUAAACUAGUCAGUGUUGUAAAUGGCCUUGAAACAUUUAAAGUAUAUUUGUAACCAGUAAUGCAAAUACAGAAUUUGAUGUUGACAGUACAAUGGACAACAAUACAUGUAUCAUGGAUAUCGUAGGUUUCCUUAUGCUGUUUUUACUGUGCACUUUUUAAAAUUAGGUUUUAAUUUCAGUAUGUAAGAACAACAAAUAUUUUGUAUAUUUUCAAACUCAAUUAUAUGGUAAUCGAUUUGGUAUCUAUGGAAUAGAUCUAUGUUUCUGGAUAAAAUGCUUAAAUUGUCAAACUGGCGUUCCUUCUUGCUAUAAUUGAAAGCAGUCUCCAGAUUCUUUUUGAAGACUUAUUCGUAUUUUCUCUCUCUCUCUCUCUCUCUCUCUCUCAGAGGGAGUGGGUCUUGCAAACUUCAGAUCUUGUGGGUUUAUUAUCAUUGUCUUAUUAUCACAGCUCUUCAGUACCUUCUCUGUGUUGGAAUAAUAGCUUAAGGAAAUUGAUGUCAAUAAAUUCGUACUUAUGUCAAACUUUCAGGCUAUGAAAAUUUGAUGAAGGAAACCAAAACCUAUGAAAGUAUGUCUUACAAAAUGUACAGAAUCCUGACUUAGGUAUAACCUUUCUAAUUCCCCAAAUUGAACAAUUGUCUGGUUUAUCCUUUAUUAAUGCUUUGCGUUUUACCUUAACAGUACCUGUAACCAUACUUCAGGCUGUCCUUGGUUUAUGUCAUCAACAUUGUAUCAUUCCGGUAUAAACCUCUGGUAUGUCUCCAGCACUCUCUAAAUAUAUUCUCCUUUUACCUGAGCUGCUUGCUCAAGCCCACUCCACCCCAUGUCCAAGCCCCCAGAUUAGCUCAGCUGUUCCUGAAGCCCCUCCUCCCCGCCUCCCUGCCUGCUGCAUCUCUUUUGGGCCUCCUCUCUAGCCACCUUCCAAAAUGCCUUAUUCUGGUUUAGCUGAGAGUUCAUCACCAGUUUCCCUCUGUACUCAGCACAAAGGCCACCUCCUUGACCUCCGCCCCAUGGCCUCUGCUGCCUGCUGUAGAGAGAGAGACCCAGAGCUCACAGUAAUGGCUGUGUUUGGAUCCUGCCUUGGGGACCUCUGAGUGAAUCAGCUCAGUCCCAUUCUGCCCUGCCUGUCCAGGCACGGGCCCCUUACCCCUUUCUGUUUUCUGUGACCUCAUUUCCAGGUCUCUAACAGCUAAGCCAGCUGUUUUCACUGCAACUGCACCUAGGCCCCCAAGCACUGUGGGAAAGAGAUCAAAUAACCAUUCUGAUUAGCUCCCUCAUAAAUUUAGGCUUUCCAGCUCCUGCCAGGCCUUCAGUGCUCUGUGACAGUCCUUAUGGCAUUUCUAGUCUAUUUCUAUUCCUCCUUUGGAGGGUUUGGGAUAGAGAAGUCCUUCUAGGGACUGCCUUUUUCCUCUGCUCACCACUGCAGCCUACCUCUCAAAGGACUUGUCUCUUCUGUGUAAACCUCUCAGGGAAGGCCUGAGUGCCAUGGGAAGUGCAAAGUGAGAGGUAAUUCUAGUUUAGGCACAGAAUUGGGAAUUAGAUGGUUACCUGAAGUCCAUGUAGGAGUGAAACUAAAAA